AACUCCGAGACACAAUAUUCUGUUACAUUGUAGCAAAAUGGCGACUGUCAUUCACAACCCCCUGAAAGCACUUGGGGACCAGUUCUACAAAGAAGCCAUAGAACACUGUCGUAGCUACAAUUCCCGUCUGUGUGCUGAACGCAGCGUCCGUCUUCCCUUUCUGGACUCACAGACCGGAGUAGCUCAGAACAACUGUUACAUUUGGAUGGAAAAGAGGCAUCGGGGACCAGGACUAGCCCCGGGUCAGCUCUAUACAUAUCCAGCUCGCUGCUGGCGCAAAAAGAGACGUUUACAUCCUCCUGAAGACUCCAGGUUGAAGUUGCUGGAGAUUAAACCAGAAGUUGACUUGCCUCUGAAGAAAGAUGGUUUUACAUCAGAGGGGACCACACUGGAAGCCCUACUGCGUGGAGAAGGGCUUGAAAAAAAGAUCGAUACUAAAGAGGAGGACACUCUACAAGAAAUCCAGAGGGUUUUGGAAAAUGAUGAAAAUGCAGACGAAGUGAAUGAGGAGGAAGAGAUGGAAGAAGAUAUUCCAAAACGGAAGAACAGGCCCAGGGGACGGGCUCGAGGCUCUGGAGGUGGCAGGCGAAGGAAUGACGUUUCUUCCAUGGAUGACCAUGAUAAACCUUACGUUUGUGACAUCUGUGGCAAGCGCUACAAGAACAGACCAGGUCUGAGCUACCAUUAUGCUCAUACUCACCUUGCCAGUGAGGAGGGGGAUGAUGCUCAAGAGCAGGAGGCACGCUCCCCACCUGUCCACAGAAACGAAAAUCAUAAACCCCAGAAAGGACCAGAUGGGAUCAUCAUUUCCAAUAACUACUGUGAUUUCUGUCUUGGAGGAUCUAAUAUGAAUAAAAAAAGUGGCCGCCCAGAGGAACUUGUCUCAUGUUCAGAUUGUGGGCGCUCUGGUCAUCCAACCUGCUUGCAAUUCACGGCAAACAUGACCGAGGCUGUCAAAACCUAUCAGUGGCAAUGCAUUGAGUGCAAAUCCUGCAGCCUUUGUGGGACAUCCGAGAAUGAUGAUCAGCUACUCUUCUGUGACGACUGUGACCGUGGCUAUCACAUGUAUUGUUUAAACCCACCUGUCUCUGAGCCCCCUGAAGGGAGCUGGAGUUGUCAUUUGUGCCGAGAACUACUUCGAGAGAGAGCAUCAGCAUUCUGCUUCCAGCCUUAAAAGGGGUCUCCAUGGAUCUGUAUAGGGCUUGUUCCUGGACUUGUGGCACCAGCGCACAAUUGUCAUCCACCAUGUGAUAUAUGUAACCACAAACAUGUACCCACGUGAAAUAGAAUGGACACUCAACGAAGUACCUGCAGUGCUUGCUGUCCAACAGUAGAUUUCACAAAUAUUGUACCUCCUGGGUUCUACUAGAAGGAGCACACUUUUUAAAAAAUGUUCCAGAUGGAUUUUUCCCACUGUGAUGCAUGAACGCAGAUGUACUGUAAUAAAUUGACAUGAGUUCUGACAAUGGAGAA
Messenger RNA from Euleptes europaea (tarantolino), 1473 nucleotides. It is a transcript of the gene DPF3, whose product is annotated as double PHD fingers 3. The transcript has 11 exons. Gene Ontology annotation, cellular component: nucleus; nBAF complex. Lineage: Eukaryota; Metazoa; Chordata; Lepidosauria; Squamata; Sphaerodactylidae. The record is from RefSeq and is a predicted model, not a curated record. The coding region runs from base 38 to 1174 and encodes 378 amino acids. Gene Ontology annotation, biological process: nervous system development.